GCCGCCGCGGCGGCGCGCGGGGCGGGCUCUCAGGCUCUCGCGCCCCCGCGCACUCCCGGGCGUUGCGGAGCCCCUGGCGUUGGGCCCCAGAACGGGGUCUCCGACCGUGCGCGAGGCAAGAUGUUGAGGCGCAGCUUGGAAAACCGGGAUGCUCAAACCAGACAACUGCAAGAUGCUGUCACAAAUGUGGAGAAGCACUUUGGAGAGCUGUGCCAAAUCUUUGCUGCUUAUGUGCGGAAAACUGCCAGACUGCGAGACAAAGCCGACCUCCUGGUGAAUGAAAUCAACGUGUAUGCCUCUACAGAGACCCCGAAGUUAAAGCAGGGCCUGAAAACCUUUGCUGACGAGUUUUCCAAACUUCAGGAUUAUCGACAAGCAGAGGUUGAAAGACUUGAAGCCAAAGUAGUUGAACCUUUGAAAGCUUAUGGAACCAUUGUAAAAAUGAAACGAGCAGAAACUGAAUUACAAAGGGCCACAAUGGAUGCUGCUCGAACAACUCGCCAUCUGGAGGAGACUAUUGACAGCUUUGAAAAGCAGAAAAUAAAGGAUAUAAAGACUAUAUUUUCAGAAUUUAUCACUAUCGAAAUGUUAUUUCACGGCAAAGCUUUAGAGGUCUACACUGCUGCCUACCAAAAUAUACAAAAGAUUGAUGAAGAAGAAGAUUUAGAGGUUUUCCGAAAUUCUCUGUAUCCACCAGAUUAUUCAUCCCGUUUAGAUAUCGUAAGAGCAAAUUCAAAGUCACCUCUUCAGAGAUCACUGUCAGCUAAGUGUGUAUCUGGAACAGGACAGGUAUCCACCUGUCGACUAAGAAAGGAUCAACAAAUAGAAGAUGAUGAUGAAGAGGAUGAAGACUUAGAUGUUACAGAAGAAGAAAAUUAAAUUUCUUAAGUAAACUUUGCAUUUCCAUUUUCAUCUUAAAUGACUUGGAAUCCAUAAUGACUAAAACUGUAAAACUUUAUACUGGCUUGAAAUGAAAUGAAAUCCUACUGGAAAUGGAGAGAAAUUAUUAAAGGAAAUUUAUGCUGACCAAAAAUGAAGGUUUUAAAAAAUAUUACACACCAGUCAUUUCAACAUUCUGUCUAGCAGCAUGUGAUCUUUUUGUAUAGGUUCCAUUUUUUAAAAAAGAUUGUGUAUUUCAGAAGUAUUUCAUAUUAAUGCACUAUACCUAGUUGAGGUUACACUAGUUAAAUAGAUAACAACAACAACAAAAUCUAACAAUUCCACUUGCUUCCUUUAGGUUAAGACACCAUGCUUUCAAUACCAGAAAAGGGUCCUAGAUAGUCAUUCUGAUGAAAUACAAAUUCUGUUCCAUAAAGCUUUAAUCAAAAAGCCAAGUUUUCUUUUUUUACUUUUUUUUCACUUCUAUUACAACCUGAAGUUUCAUCAUUCGAUAUAUAAAUUUACUUUUCAACGAGAGUAUUAUAGUCACUCUUAACAAUAAUAGGACACUAGGAUAUUGGUGUUUUACAACUAUACAUAAAGCAUAAAUUUUAACUUUAGAAAGCUACGUUCAGCUUGAUUCUGGUUUUAAAACGAAGCCACUGUCAUACUAAAGCGCUAUAUAUGGCACUACAACUUUUGCAAAGCUAUGAUUUGGUGGAAUGUUGCCCUAAAAAACAUCAUGGAAAACCAUAAAUCAGUAAAAAUUCUAUAAAACUUUUACCAAAUUACCAUCUAGUCAAUAAAAGAGUGUACAGUCACUCUUAUUCCUGAAAAUAUAAAACAAUUUAAUCAGAGCCUUUCAGUAUGUCUGAUGCUUUUAUUCUUUGGAUGGGGAAUUGUACUUCUGUUAUUUCAUAGAUCCCAGUCAGGCAUAUAAAAAUUAGGAAAUGAUCAUUUGGGAUUACCACAAAAAGAUAACAGAAAAAUAAAGACUUUGCAGAAAGCU
Balaenoptera musculus (blue whale) is the source of this 1888-nucleotide messenger RNA. RefSeq names its product CBY1 interacting BAR domain containing 1 (gene CIBAR1). Gene Ontology annotation, cellular component: ciliary transition zone; ciliary basal body. Gene Ontology annotation, biological process: cilium assembly. The coding region runs from base 121 to 879 and encodes 252 amino acids. The record is from RefSeq and is a predicted model, not a curated record. Lineage: Eukaryota; Metazoa; Chordata; Mammalia; Artiodactyla; Balaenopteridae. The transcript has 7 exons.